This is a messenger RNA of Ylistrum balloti, 3072 nucleotides long. Its product is annotated as atrial natriuretic peptide receptor 1-like. The coding region runs from base 1 to 3072 and encodes 1023 amino acids. Gene Ontology annotation, molecular function: protein kinase activity; natriuretic peptide receptor activity; peptide hormone binding. The transcript has 22 exons. Gene Ontology annotation, biological process: cGMP biosynthetic process; receptor guanylyl cyclase signaling pathway; intracellular signal transduction. NCBI's taxonomy places the organism in Eukaryota, Metazoa, Mollusca, Bivalvia, Pectinida, Pectinidae. The record is from RefSeq and is a predicted model, not a curated record. Gene Ontology annotation, cellular component: membrane.
AUGCCGUCUCCGGUUCAUGCAUUGUUCUUAGUUGUGAUUUGCAGUAUUUCCAUGUCAUAUGUUUUGGCUUCUAAGGACAUUGUCGUUGCUUCUGUGAUAUCAAACGGCGGAAAUCUUCCGUAUGACUACAGACGGGCGGCUCCUGCUGCUGACUUAGCGAUGCUUGAGAUAAAUUCACGAUAUGCUGGUAUCUUGAAUUUUACAUACCUUUACAGAGAUCCGGGACCGGACUGUUCUGAAAACGAUGUUGGGGCAAUUGCUUCUGACCUUUAUCAUCUUAACAACGUAACAGGAUUCGUUGGUCCAGCAUGUAGUCAUGCAGUGAAUGUUGUUGGCCGGAUGGCGUCCUCUUGGAAUCUACCUAUACUGACUCCAGUCGGGACAAGUGGCACCUUGGGGGACAAGUCAAACUUCCCCACACUAACAAGACUGGCUUACAAUAUGAACAAAUUUGCCAAGUUCUAUCUACAAGUAUUCAGUCAAUUUAACUGGACUGACGUUACAAUCAUGUAUGACCAAGUGCACGUUUUCUUCAGGAUAGUUGGAACGAGUCUAGGGAACGAAUUUCCUUCUGCCGGUAUUUCCAGUAAAGUAAUCGAGUUUGAUACAAAUGGUGAUUUUGAUCACAGAACCAUGUUACUGACUGCCAGCGCACGUUCAAGAGUAUUUGUUAUCAGUUGCCAUGGUGAUACAUUCCGCGACAUUAUGUUGACCUUCUAUGACCUCAGAAUGGCAUUUGGCGAUUACGCCGUCAUCUUUAUUCGUCUGUUUGAGGGAGAUGAUGUUGGCAACAUGUCUUGGAUGAGAAAUGACGAGAACGAUGCUAAAGCUAAGAUAGCAUACGAGAGUGUGUUGCUGGUUCAGCCAAGAAGACCCGAAAGUUCGGAGUUUUUGCAAUUUGAGCAGGAUGUGAAAACUAGAUCUUUACAAGAUUACGACUUUGUUUAUGGCAACAUUGAGGUAAAUAUUUUCAUCACGGCUUUCUACGAUUCCUUUCUUAUCUACGCGCAAAUCCUGAACGAAACCCUUUCUGACGGUGGUAACAUCCUCGACGGAUUUAAUCUUACAAGACGACUUUGGGGACGCACCUUUCAAGGAAUUGGAGGUACCAUUGCCAUUGAUAGCAAUGGCGACAGGGAUACAGAUUUCUCUCUGUUGGAUAUGGAUACUACGACUGGAAAUUUCACGGUUGUGGGUAAUUAUUUUGGAGAGCUGAAACAAUUCAAGUUCGUCGAUGGAGUGUCUAUAUACUGGCCUCAAGGGAAGGGUCCCCCAGCAAAUAAACCCCGUUGUGGAUUCACAGGAGAUGCGCCUCAAUGCCAAAGCUAUGAGUUACCUGCUGUUGCUAUAGCCGGUAUUGCCUUUUCCUGUGUGAUAGUAGUGUUAACUAUGAUAGCUGUUGUCGCUUACAGGAGGUUGAAACUAGAAUCAGACCUUCAUAGUUCAUGGUGGAAGAUAAAGUCGACAGAUUUGCUCGCAACGAAUGUCGGAAGCCGAGUCAUUAGUCGGCUAUCGGUUGUUCAGUCCCUGGGAGGUGAAAGCAAAUCAAAAGAGGAUGGCGCACAGAUGUUUACAACGACGGCGUUCUUUAAAGGCAGUACAGUGGCCACCAAAAAGUUCCAAAUAAAGCAGUUCAAUGCUGAUAGAGUAAGCCUUUUGGAGCUGAAACAGAUGAGAGACAUUGCCUGUCCUAAUUUGACUCGAUUGAUUGGUUUGGCGAUAGAACCAUUCCACGUCGUCCUGGUAACCGAAUACUGUCCCCGUGGCAGUUUGCAGGACAUUUUAGAGAAUGAGUCCAUACAACUUGAUAUGGAUUUUAAGAAUGCGCUUCUCACCGAUCUCGUACAGGGCAUGGCUUAUCUUCAUGCCACUCCUAUCGAGGUUCAUGGUAACCUCAACAGUUCUAACUGUGUCAUAGAUGGACGCUUUGUUCUCAAGAUCACGGAUUUCGGUCUGACACGUCUGCGCCAGCUUGAGCAAAAGCUUAAUGACAACCAUAUUGAUCAUUAUGCUACAGCGCAGGUAUGGAUGGCCCCGGAACACCUCAGGAACUUUCCCAACAGAACAGUGUCUCAUAGCGGAGAUGUGUACAGUUUUGGAAUCAUUCUGUUUGAAAUCCUUACCAGACAUGAGCCUUACGAAGAUGAAUUAGAACACAUUACAGUUUCUGAUGUACUUCACAAAGUCAAGCGUGGCCUAGACCCACCGUUCCGUCCCAUGUUGCCACAGACAAGUGAAAAGAGCGACCUUGUGAAAGUCAUGAAAGAGUGUUGGAACGAAGACCCGAAAAUGAGACCUAGUUUCCAUUCACUGAUGCGGACUAUACGGAAAAUUUCUGGAAUAACAGCAGGUCAUAAUAUACUGGAUUCAUUACUUAAGAGGAUGGAACAGUAUGCAAACAACUUGGAGGACCUUGUAGAGGAGAGGACCAAGGCGUUCUUGGACGAGAAACGAAAGUCGGAGGAGUUGCUCUAUGAAGUACUUCCAAGGAGUGUAGCUGACCAGCUGAAAAAUGGACAAAGUGUAGACCCAGAGUCAUUUGAAUCGGUCACUAUAUAUUUCAGUGAUAUUGUGGGCUUCACCAACCUUUCUGCCUCAAGUCUGCCAAUGCAGGUUGUGGACUUCCUUAACGACUUGUAUACCUGUUUUGAUAGCAUUUUAGAAAGCUAUGACGUGUAUAAAGUGGAGACUAUUGGAGAUGCUUACAUGGUCGUGUCCGGACUUCCGGUACGGAAUGGUUCGGAGCACGUCCGACAGAUUGCUCGUAUGUCUUUGAGUAUCCUCGAAAACGUUUCAAAGUUCAAAAUAAGACACAAACCUGAUGCCAUACUCAGGGCAAGGAUCGGCAUUCACUCAGGUUCUGUUUGCGCUGGGGUUGUCGGGAGAAAAAUGCCUCGCUACUGUUUAUUUGGCGAUACUGUCAACACAGCAUCCCGGAUGGAGUCCAAUGGCGAAGCCAUGAAGAUCCAUAUGAGUAAAGACACAAAAGACAUGUUGGAUGCUUAUGGAAAUUUUCUGAUAGAAACAAGAGGUGAAAUCACUGUAAAGGUAAGAAAAAUCUCACACUUUUAA